Melanotaenia boesemani (Boeseman's rainbowfish) is the source of this 2670-nucleotide messenger RNA. Its product is annotated as WD repeat-containing protein 70. Gene Ontology annotation, biological process: regulation of DNA double-strand break processing. Gene Ontology annotation, molecular function: protein binding. Lineage: Eukaryota; Metazoa; Chordata; Actinopteri; Atheriniformes; Melanotaeniidae. The record is from RefSeq and is a predicted model, not a curated record. Gene Ontology annotation, cellular component: nucleus; site of double-strand break. The coding region runs from base 33 to 2063 and encodes 676 amino acids. The transcript has 18 exons.
GGGGUCAAAGGUAAGCGUUCGUAUUUAAAAACAUGGACGCCAGAAAAGGGGAUGAAGCAUUAGACAAGAUGGAAGGUGAUGGAGACAUUGGAUCUGUCAUGGGAUUCUCUGGGUUUGGAAAGAAAGCCCGCACAUUUGACUUCAAUGCCAUUUUUGAGCAGACGCGGCGAACAGCUAUUGAGAGGAGUCAGCGUGUGUUGGAAGAAAGACAGAAGGUGACUCAGAUGGAAGAGGAAGGAGAGAGCUCCAAGUCAGUCAAACCAUCAGUUCACAGUCAGAGAGAAAAAGCUGCAGCUGCUUCUUCUUCUAGAGUACAGAAAAAUGAGAGCAGCAGUAAUGGUACUGAGUCAGACUCUAACUCAGACUCCGAGCCUAUUGGACCUCCGGUACCUCCUCAACAUACAGCCCAGGAGGAUGAUGAUGAGCUUGUGGGCCCACCUCUUCCACCAGGUUACACGAGCAGGACGACACACAGUGAUGACGAUGACGACGACGACGAUGAUGAUGAUGAUGAUGAUGAUGAUGAUGAUGAUGAUGAUGACGACGACGAUGAUACCCAUGAGGGACAGACACAAGAUGACGAUGAUGAUAAUCCAGUGAAAAGGAUUCCAGACACUCAUGAGAUCACGCUGCAGCAUGGCACCAAAACAGUAUCCGCUCUCGGUUUAGACCCGUCUGGAGCCCGUCUGGUGACUGGUGGAUAUGAUUACGAUGUGCGAUUCUGGGAUUUUGCUGGGAUGGACCAGUCUCUGCAGGCCUUCAGAUCCCUGCAGCCUUGUGAGUGUCAUCAGAUCAAGUCUCUGCAGUAUAGCUCCACUGGUGAUGUCAUCCUGGUGGUUUCUGGCAGUGCACAGGCCAAAGUGUUGGACCGUGAUGGCUUUAAUGUCAUGGAGUGUGUAAAGGGAGACCAGUACAUUGUGGAUAUGGCUAACACCAAGGGCCACACAGCUAUGCUGAAUUGCGGUUGUUGGCAUCCCAAGAUUAAAGAAGAAUUUAUGACCUGCUCCAAUGAUGGCACUGUGCGCACAUGGGACCUGAAGUCUGAGAAGAAGCACAAGUCUGUGUUCAAACCUCGCUCCUUUCAGGGAAAGAAGGUCAUCCCCAUUUGCUGCACCUACAGCCGUGAUGGAAAGCUCAUUGCAGCAGGCUGCCAAGACGGCUCCAUCCAGAUCUGGGACAGAAACCUCAGCGUUCACACAAAAUUCCACUGUCGCCAAGCCCACACUCCAGGAUCGGACACCUCUUGCCUCUGCUUUUCUUACGAUGGCAUGACUCUCACUUCACGUGGAGGUGAUGACACUCUAAAGAUGUGGGACAUACGCAACUUCAAAAAACCUGUCAAUGAAGCGACCAGACUGACCAACUACUUUUCCAUGACAGACUGCUGUUUUAGCCCAGAUGACAAGCUCGUUGUGACAGGGACCUCGGUGAAGAAAGACGAGGGAAAUGGGAAGCUGGUUUUCUUUGACAGAACUUCCUUUCAGAGGCUGUAUGAGAUUGAAGUUACCAAUGCCAGUGUUGUCCGCUGCCUGUGGCAUCCAAAACUUAACCAGAUAAUGGUGGGUACCGGGAAUGGGCUGGCCAAGGUAUACUAUGAUCCAGUUAGAAGCCACAGGGGGGCUAAGUUGUGCGUAGUGAAGAGCAAGCGCAAAGCAAAACAAGCAGAGGCACUAACGCAAGAUUACAUCAUCACACCUCAUGCCUUACCCAUGUUCAGAGAGGCCCGACAGCGGAGUACACGAAAACAGCUGGAGAAGGACAGACUUGACCCAAAGAAGUCCCACAAACCUGAGCCUCCUGUGUCUGGACCAGGCCGAGGAGGCAGAGUAGCAGCUCACGGUGGCACUCUGUCUUCAUUCAUUGUGAAGAACAUCGCUUUAGAUAAAACUGAUGACAGUAAUCCACGCGAGGCCAUCCUGCGUCACGCCAGGGAAGCUUCUGAGAACCCUUACUGGAUUGCCCCAGCAUACAAACAGACCCAGCCAGAUCCCUUAUUUGCAGAGGAGUCAGAGGAGGAUGAGGAAGCUGAAAAAGAACCAGAGUGGAAGAAACGCAAAAUCUGAACGUCUUCAGCAGCAGCUGCAUUAUAAAACAGCAGGCAGUGUGGGCUGGCAGGCCCAGAACACAUAGCCACUGCCCAUAACUUUGCAUAGGAGCAUCAAUUAAGUAGUUAAAAAGCAGUCUGUCCUCUCUCCACAAACAUAUCUGCAGAUAAUUUAUAUGCAUCUGUGGUGAGGGAAGAUGCAUAAAUCUGAUCUAACCGUGGAAGCAUAAUCUAACUUUAUACAGGUUUAUGUUCCUCACUGCAAUUUAUGAACCACAGGAAUAACUUUUUUUUUUGUCUGUUUUGAUGAAGUAAAAUGUAUUUUCACAAUUUCCAUUGUCCUCUAAGCCCAACUAUCCCCAGUUGGCUAAUGCCUCAUAAAUCAGCUCCAGAUUUUGUGGUCUGAUGCUGUUGAUCACCAUGAAGAACGGCUUGCAAAGAUGCCAUAAAAUUUCUGCCAGUUUUAUGUGAAAUUGUUUUUAAGGUUUGAUAGUUUCAAAGCUUUACUCUUUUUUUUUGUGAUGUACAAAACGACAUUUACUGAUCUGCUGUUUUUUUUGUUGUUUUGUUUUUCUUGUACCCCACAACCCACCACAGAAUCCAAAUAAAGGAAUUUGUGUCCUCUU